AUGCCUGACAAUCACCCCAUCGACGAUGACGACAAUGCCGAGCAGUACGCGUCCUCUGAAGACUCCGACUUCGCGCCCGAGACCGCAGAUGCUGCUGAGCGCGAGUCCCUAGGCGACUCAGACUCGGACGACAACGACGAUGAUAAGAAGACCGCGACCCCUCGUCACAAGAGGGACGCUGCCGAGACCGCUGCAGAAGACGUAGACCUUGACAACUCGGGCGACGAAACUGUCAUCCGAAAGGCUGAGAAGAAGCGCAAGAAGAAGAGGAAGGAUAAGGGGGCGAACAAAAGCCGAGAAAAAUUCACCGCUAGUUCCGGCCCUGUCACGAUCGAUGUCGACGCGCUCUGGGAGCAGAUGAAGAGCGGAGCCACCCCUACCACGACCCAAGCCGCGCCCAAAGAUGGAGAAGCGAAGGCUUUAGAGAAUGGCGAUAGUAAAGAUGAGGAGGCUUUCCCAGAAAUAUCAGGUCUACCCUCUGAAGAUACGGCCGUUAAUCCUCCCGCCAUGAUCCGUAUCAAACGGAAAUAUAAUUUCGCCGGCAAAGUGCAUACUGAAGAGAAACUCGUACCGCGAGACUCGGCAGAAGCGAAGCUCUAUCUCGCCUCCCAGGGCGGGGAUACCUUGCCCGAGGACGACACAUCGGCCGGUCCUUCGAAGCGGGCGCCCCGUAAGGCGUUCCGAUCCGCCUUCGAGCCCGUCCUCGAACCGCUCCAACGCCGUGGCGACCUCAACCUAGGCAUGGCAGCAAGGCUAGAGGCUAGAGAAUCCGGUGCCAAGAAGCUCAACACGGUUGAGAAAAGCAGAAUGGACUGGGCUGGGUUUGUGGACAAGGAAGGCAUCAAAGACGACUUGGAGUUGGCAGGCAAAUCCAAGGGUUCUUAUGCGGAGAGGCAAGAUUUCUUGGCUCGGAGUGAGGCACGGAGGGAAGAGGAAGCAAGACGAGCUCGAGUUGUUGCGAGGUGA
Molecule: messenger RNA, 966 nt
Organism: Parascedosporium putredinis
Lineage: Eukaryota; Fungi; Ascomycota; Sordariomycetes; Microascales; Microascaceae
Source: the annotation of a GenBank genome assembly